This is a messenger RNA of Chara braunii, 5416 nucleotides long. The record is from the annotation of a GenBank genome assembly. NCBI's taxonomy places the organism in Eukaryota, Viridiplantae, Streptophyta, Charophyceae, Charales, Characeae.
GCAGAGGAUUCGUCAUCUUCUUCUUCGGAUCAACACACACGCCCAGGCUCACCAUCAGCAGGUAACAGCCCAUCAAGCAGAGCAAGGAUGGACAGCGGGGAAAACGUAAGGGCAGAUCCACCGAAGGACUCAAAAGGAGAUAUGGAUAGCGGGGAGGAUGUUAGAAUGUCACAGGACUCAGGGGAAGACACAGGAGAAUACACAGGAGAAGACACUGAAGGGGAGGAAUGGGAGGAUGCGAAGGAGGAGGAGGAACUGGAAAUGCUAGGCCAGUGGAUCAGAACGGUACACAAGCUGAAGUGGGAAAGACACGUCGAAUGUGAAGUACGUCUGGCACAUCAUAAGCAUCUACGCAACCUGAAGCAGGCUACUUCAGCUGGGGAUGAUAUUACCUCAACAAACAGAUUUAAAUGGUUGAGGAAAGAGCAGGAGGUCAAUGAGUUCUACGCAUCACAGUAUGCUUGGAAGGCCCACCCAAACAACAACGACAUUUUGGUACACAACGGGAACUACGCCAAGCAGUUCACAUGGCCCAAAACGUACCAUCCUCAGGGAUUGAAAAGGUCAGAGCAAAAAAGGAAAGCGCAGCAAGAAUCAGAAAGCCCAGCCCAAGGGACGGAGGAAAAGGAGCAGAUCGAGGAGGAGAUGAGACAAGCAGCAAUCCUGAAGGCACAAAUCAAUGUCCUCAAGGAUCAAAACACGGAAUUGGAAGAGGAUACCAUCAAUCUGCUAAAAAUAGCCUACUCUCCACAGGCUGACAUAAACGCAGCAGCCAAGCUCUUCGCAAGGCACAAUCCGRGGAGGAGAGUCAUCAUACCRUACCSMUGGAACARCGGAWACUCGGACUGGGAGGUGGCCAUACACAAGACAUUGGCCCUAAUCGUUACAAAGGACAGUCACUGCUCACAGGAAAGGCUCAAGGAACAGAUCUCAAGAGAUCUCCCGGACAUGGCUCAGGUGGUAGGAAGCCUUUCCCAAGAUCGGGAGGAGUGGGAGGACACGGCAGGUGGGAUGCAAACAGUUGACUACAGGCCCAUUCUACUCAGAAUGCAAGAGAAGGCAAAGUUGGCGGAGGGAUUAAUAUGGAUGCCUUGGCAAGUGGUGGAGGCAAUACCAUACGGACUAUUGGGAGGCACAGAGGCAGCGGAAUGGGUGGCUAGGGGAGCAGCGAUCCUCACCAAGACAGAUGUUUUCUCGGGGACGCCAGAGGGCAUGGACACUUGGUUAGCAGACGUGGCGGCUGAUUGGGAGUGGCCACAAGAGGGCUCAUCUCCUCGCAACCUGCAUUACACAGCAGGCGGAGAUCCUCGGUCUCGACACCUCGCUAGCUCACGUCCAAGACCGCCUUCAGCGGUUGGAGCAAGCUCUUCCAACACUGCCGACCGCCUCAAUGCAUUGGAGAUGGACGUCGGCUCACUCAAGGAUGGCGUGCAAUUACAGCAGACCGCGACGCAACAGUUGCAACAGCGGAUCUGCACUACCGCCACCACCUCGAGUUCAGAACCACGCGAGACAACUCCAAAGUUCGACGGGCAGGAGAUCUUCUGCGACUCAAUGAAGACAGAUCCGAUUCCAUGGUUUCGCAAGUUCGAGCUCACGCUGCAGCUCCACAACGUCAAGGAACUCAAGCACCACGCAUACUUGUACUCUCGCUCAGGAGGCGCCUGUCAGGCUUCGUUGGACAACCUGUUGUCCAAGUACGGAGUGGUAGCCAAUGACUUGCACACCAAGAUCAGUUGGGAUGAUCUGAAGGCGGCGUGGCACAAGCGGUUCCAGGUGGAGCCGCCGGAGAUCAAGGCCAUGGACAAGCUCAUGAUCUUCGAGCAAGGCGCGCUGCCGAGUACGGACUGGAUCGCCGAGUACCAACGCUUGACGUCAAUCCCAGACAUCCAGAUGGGCUUCAAAGUCAUCCGCCAUUACUUCAUCUCAAGGUCAUGUCUGGCAUUAAGCAAUGCCCUGACGACGACGGCGGAAUUGUUUGACAAGGCCAUGCAGAUCAUCGUCACGAACAAGGAGGCCAAGAACCUCCGUUCAUCUGCGUCAGGCCCGAGCAGGGACCAGCAUCGGCCAAGAGCGGCCGUGGUCGCAGCGGCAACGCCGUUUGACCAAUCCAGCGAGGCUGUGUCUGCCAGUGAAGGGGAUAGACUCGCAGCCGCCCGGGAAGACGCAGGUCUGCCCAUUGAAAGGCAACGGAAAACAGGGAAACUGAGCACCACAGAGAGUGACUCGACGACACUCUCAACGCCUUCGGAACCAGUUUCUUCGCGAGUAACCGGCCUUCAUUACGAGGCGCACGUGGAAGUCAAUAGUCCUCUUCUACUCUCUUUCGAGGACUAUGCUGCCCGGCUCGUUCCUACGCUGGGUACUCAAGCUCAAGGACAAGGAGUGUGUGCGGUUUCUUCUCCGUCCGGCAACRGCGACAUAUCGUCUUCAAGUGGUUCUUCACGGGAUUCGGCACGCGAGUUCAACAUAGAGGCAUUGGACCCGCUCACGCCUGAGGACUUUGCAUGGCUUCCUCUUCCGACCACAGGCUGUUUGCCGAGACCGCAAUGCGCAGCACUUAGCGCUAGUCUUCACACUUACUUAUCCUUCUAUGCACCACCAACUUCGCCGACGGAUGACGAAGUCGCGGUGGGGGACAUCCUGGCAUAUACUACCAAGGUGGCCCGCGAGUUUCACACGCAGCGGUACGAUGACGACAACGCACCGCUCAUGUAUGUCCGCAUUCAGGUUGGGCAAGCGUCCUGCAGCGCUUUGCUGGAUAGCGGCGCGUCUCGCAACUUCAUGAUUCAGUCCUUUAUGCAAAUGGCUGGCCUUGGCGCACAAGUUCGGAGGAAGGCAAACCCGACGGCGAUCAAGUUGGCGGAUGGAAAGACGCAACAACUUCUCGACCGUUACAUCGAGGYCGUACCGGUCUACUUCGCACCUCAUGCAUGCGAACCGGUAACAUUCGAUAUUCUCGAUACGGACUUCGACAUCAUUCUGGGAAUGCCUUGGCUUGCAAGUGCGGAUCACAGGAUCAACUUCCACCGCCGGACUCUUAGCGUUCACGACGCCUUCAGCGCGGAAGUGGCGUGUACUAUUCCUCUACCGCACCCUUCGAUCCGGUGCCAAGUGGUGACGGCCAAAUCAUUCCGGGCGACUUGCGCUUACGAGCAGCCCGAGGAGAUUGGCCUAUGUUUUCUACGGACCGUCGCGGUAGACGACUCUUCACCCACGGACUUGUCUUCGGACCCUCGUGUGGUACGGUUGCUGGACGAGUUCGCCGAUAUCUUCGAGUCACCUACCGGUGUGGUGCCGGAUCGGUCGAUCUCUCACGAGAUCAUUCUUGAGGCCGGUGCCGUGCCGCCGAGAGGUUGCAUCUAUCGGAUGAGCGAGGAGGAACUUGAGGUCCUCCGCGCACAACUCGACGAUUUGUUGGCCAAGGGUUGGAUCCGCCCUAGCAGCUCCCCAUAUGGAGCACCAGUUCUCUUCGUCAGGAAGAAGAACAAGGAUCUACGACUGUGUAUCGACUACCGCAAGCUCAACGCGCAAACCGCGGCAAUGACCAAUGAAUUACGUGCAAUGUUGGACCGGUUCGUGCUGGUCUACUUAGACGAUAUUCUCGUCUAUAGCCGGUCAUUGAAGGAUCAUCUUGGGCAUCUUCGACGAGUGUUGGAGACGCUCCGCCGCGCCAAGUACAAGGCCAACCGCGACAAGUGUGAAUUUGUCCGGCAGGGGCUGGAAUACUUGGGCCAUUUCGUCACACCGGAGGGCAUCAGUCCGCUAUCGGACAAGAUUCAGGCCGUCCAAGAGUGGCCGGAGCCUCGGAACGUCACAGAUGUCCGCUCGUUCCUCGGUCUCGCCGGCUACUAUCAGCGCUUCAUCAAAGGCUACUCAAAGAUCACGGCCCACUUGAACAAGCUUCAAUGCGAGGAUCGGCCGUUUGACUUCGGAGAGGAGGCGCGGGGAUCAUUCUUCGCUCUCAAAGCCGCGCUAUUGUCUGCGGAGGUUUUGCUGAUAUACGACCUGCUCUUGCCUACGCGCGUCACUACGGAUGCGUCAGGCUAUGGCAUUGGUGCAGUCCUCGAGCAACAUGACGGUGUGGACUGGCACCCGGUCGAAUACUUCAGCAAGAAAGUGCCCAUCGUGCAUUCCAUUGAUGAUGCAUGCAAGAAGGAGCUCCUCGCCUUCGUCCACGCGCUCAAGCGGUGGCGGCACUUCCUCCUUGGUCGAAGCCAAUUUCGCUGGGUAACGGACAACAAUCCGUUGGUCUUUUACARGACCCAAGACACYGUCAACAGCACCAUCGCUCGAUGGAUGGCUUUCAUCGACCAGUUCGACUUCUUUCCYGAUCACAUUCYCGGGAAGUCGAACCGUUUUGCGGAUGCUCUUYCACGGCGUCCGKAUCAUUGUACCGCGGUCUACUCAACCUUCGAGAUCGACGACGACCUGCGGAACAGUUUCAUCCGCGGCUACCAAGCCGACCCCGAGUUUCGCGACAAGUACGCRAAUUGCUCCUCUYCUAAUCCGGCUCCUUCUCACUACCGGAUCCAAGAGGGGUACUUGCUUGUCCACACGCGGGGGAAGGACCUUCUUUGCGUACCAAGUGAUCCUCACUUGCGUUCACGGCUUCUUGGCGAGUUGCACGAUGCUCCCGCCACCGGACACUUUGGAGUCAAUCGCACGAUUGGCCGACUUCGCCAGCGAUUUUGGUGGCCCGGCCUUCUCGGCGACGUCACACGCUAUUGUGAGGAAGCGAUUGCCAUGGACAUUACCGGCCCGUUCCCCAAGCACAAGGCCGGAGUGGAUGAGAUUCUUACGGUGGUCGACCGACUCACCAAGUUUGCCAUGUUUUUGCCUUGUCGCUAUCAUGCCAAGGCACCGGAGUUGGCCGAGGUUCUCUACGCCGGUUGGAUUCGAACCAAGGGUUACCCCAAGGAAAUCGUCUGCGACCGCGACACUCGGUUCAUGUCCGAUUUUUGGUUGGCACUCAUCAAGCGAUGGGGCUCAUCUCUCAAGCCCAGUUCAGCUCGCCACCCUCAAACCGAUGGCCAGACGGAGAGGGCGCAUCAGACCGCACAGGUUCUCCUUCGCACUCUCAUCCGCCCCGACCAGAAGGACUGGGUUGAGCGACUGCCGGAUGUCGAGUUGGCCUACAACUCAUCUAUCCACCCGGCUAUCGGGAUGUCGCCCUUUGAGUUUGAGCACGGCUCGCCGGUGACUUCACCGUUGGACACUAUUACUCCACGAACAGUCGAGAGCGACAACCAUCUUCUUUUCUUGCGUCGGAUGCAAGAGCUUCUUGUCAAGGCACGCGAUCAGAUGGCUAAGAUGCAGCAGCGCAUGAGCCAACAGGCCAAUCGCUAGCGUCUUCCUUGCCCAUUCCGCGCAGGCGACCUUGUUUGGGUUUCCGCAGCGGAAUUCAGCCUUGAAC